Lutzomyia longipalpis is the source of this 2410-nucleotide messenger RNA. Its product is annotated as rho GTPase-activating protein 21-like. Gene Ontology annotation, biological process: regulation of GTPase activity; signal transduction. The record is from RefSeq and is a predicted model, not a curated record. NCBI's taxonomy places the organism in Eukaryota, Metazoa, Arthropoda, Insecta, Diptera, Psychodidae. The coding region runs from base 638 to 2284 and encodes 548 amino acids. The transcript is spliced from 5 exons. Gene Ontology annotation, cellular component: cytoplasm.
GAGUUUUUCGAUGAUCUCUGUACUUCUCCUUCGACUCUCUUCGACACACAAUUCAUAAAAUCUUUCUGCUUGAAUUUUAAGGUGUGUGUUUGGGUCUUUCUCUCUCUCAGGCCACACAUUCUAAAUUUUAUUUUACACCCAGUCAACACCACAAGUUAGAACGUGUUGCAUUUCCACGGAUAGUUUUUAUUCUCUCUCUUAUAUUUAUGUGUUUAAAAAAAACCUAACACACAAUAGCCGGAAAAAAUCAUUUAGAGACUACACUCUCGUGCAUUUUAUAGGUAACAGGUGAUUAUAUUAUAUUCCUAUUGAGAAGUUGUGUUGUGGACGAGGUUAAUUGUUUUUGAAUAUACAAAAACAUACAGACAAUUGUAAUUAAUAGAUAGGUACACCACACACUCUGCCCAGGCGUUUUGCCUGUGUGAUGUACCGCAAAUUAGAAAGUGCAAUUGCUAACCAUUUUGUGUGGAUGUGACAACAUUUUUAGAGUUAUUUGUGUCGUUGGACCGGGGAGUGCCUAAAAGUGGAUACAAAAGUACUCACAUGGAAUUAUCGUAGGGAUAACUCGCCACAACUGCACCACCGUGAAGAUUUGCCGAUAGAACAAAAGGUUGGUGCGAGCUGUGGUGGCAGCACAAUGAUCACGGACGACGAGAAACCUCUAUCAGUUGCUGAUAUCAAGCGAAGUCUUUUUCAGCGAGGGCUUACGGAUCAUCAGCUCCUCAAACCAGCAGUGCCAGAGAAAAAGCCCUCAGUGGUGGAGAAGCGUCGUAGUCGAAGUUUUGGGGAUAUUAUUGAUUUUGAGAGGGAACAACCGAAAGGUAUUCAGCGCAAUGCAAGUUUUCGCAUCCAGAAGCCAGUGAGUCUGCAGCAGCAGAAGAAGGAUCUCCUGGUGGAAAUAAAGGCGCGUCUAGAGAAACGUGUGAAUCACCACGAAAAGAGUACGACGCAGGCAGACCAGGCAGAGGAGGGGAUAAGUGAGAAAUGUGAAGGCGCGAAUGGGAAAGAGGCUACAGGUGUGACAUCACCUGAGAUAAGAAAACGCUAUUCGCCAGUUUACACAAGAACACGAAGUAUCUGCCGAUCGUCGGACACUUCAUCCCUGUAUUCGAAUAGUUGGCGCAAUAGUGCCAAAGAAGAGAUGCAGGAAGUUCCGGAAAAAUCCACAGAGCAGGUGGUUGUGGAGGAACCCAAAGAGGAAUCCAAUCACGUUGUCAAGAGAGAUUCCACCAAUCCAGCUAGGAAGUCUGUCAAGAGCCUCUACUCACCCAGUGAUUUCCCCCAUUUGGCGGGCUUUCAAUUUGAUGUGCUCAAGAGAAAUUCUUCAGUUCCCAAACUCACAUCACCCCAUAGAAAUACCUACUCUGCCCAUCCUAGUUUGUAUUUCAUUGAAAUUGACGCUGGGAGUGAUACGUCGGAUGUGGGGAAAUCAUCGUCAAAUGUUAAAAUUAAGCGUCACACCAGCUUAAGACAGACAAUCAAGAAGAAACUCCAGAAAACAUUUAGUCAGCAUUCAGUGCCAUCAACCCUACAAAAUGUUCCCAAAGCUCCAGGGACAAAUAUCCCACGAUUCGUGGUGUCCUGUGUUGAAACACUAACGAAGAAGGAGCUCAUUGGAACAGAGGGAAUUUAUCGAUCAUCCCCAUCGCAAAUGGAAAUCCGAAGAGUUGUAAAACAGACUCAAAAAGGCAACUUUGACAUCCUAGAAGAGCUGAAUGAGCCGGCUUUGCUGGCGGGUCUCCUCAAGAACUUCUUUUUCUCACUUAAAGAGCAUUUAAUCAGUGAGGAGACUUUUGAGAGGCACUUUCCCAUCUAUCUGAGUGAUAGAUUAAUUGAGGAGGAAUAUCUGGAUCGUCUCAAGGUUCUAAUAUUAGACUUGGAUGAUAUUGCAUAUGACACACUGGCCUAUUUAAUGAGGCAUCUCCGAGAUGUGGCAGAUCUGAGUGAGAAGAACCUAAUGAAGGAAUCAAAUUUGGGUGUUGUCUUCUCACCGUGUCUUUUCACAAAUUGCGAAAAGAAAUCCAGCACAAUUGAUUUGCUAAACUGCAUGGGACUACAAGCCAAAGUUACGGAGUUGAUGAUUGUGAAUUAUGAUGAGUUGUUUGGGGAUGAAACUCCAAGGAGUGCACCUGAGACUCCGAUCAGUGCCAUAGAUAUUCCAGCAGCAUCUUCGAGGGGAACUCCCGAAAGGACAGAUGGGGAAGCUGGGCAGAAAAGGCGCGAAAACAUGAAUGUGAAAAAGGCAAGGAGGGCACGCAGCAAGACAACCUGUGUUCUUAGUUGAUACUUUUCACACCAUAACUAAAAGAAGAAAAAAAUUAUGAGAAUUCACUUGCUUGUACAUAACACAAUGGUUCAAUUACAUUAGCAGCAAUGUGGAUGUUUUUUAUCAUCACACAUAGAAAACAAA